Molecule: messenger RNA, 3881 nt
Organism: Amoebophrya sp. A25
Lineage: Eukaryota; Dinophyceae; Syndiniales; Amoebophryaceae
Source: the annotation of a GenBank genome assembly
AGAUUAAGUGUAGUUUGAGUGUGGUAGUUUGUCAAGUUGCAACUUGUAAACACCAUAAGACCCCCCAAAACCUUUCCCCAUUCGGCCUGUUUAUAUGUUCUUUGGCCACUGUUCUCUUCACGAAGUUCGAUCUCAAAUAGACGACCUCGUGGAAGUCGAUUAUUUUCUCUCGCUCCUCUUUUUGUGUUUGAACCCUUGGGUUUGGGUCGUCCUGCCAACAUUCGUUAAAAAAAGUACUUACUGAAAAGAGGGAAGAACAGAAGAUGACAGAGAGAAUGGCACCCGAGGUGGAAUCGUCGCUGUGGUUAGACUGCGAUCCGGGUGUAGAUGACGCAGUUGCGCUGGUGAUGGCGUCCGCUGAGCGUGGGCAUAGACUGCUGGGCGUGUCUACCGUCACCGGGAAUGUGUCCCUCGACAAGGUGACGAAGAACGCGCGGAAGAUGCUGCAUCUAUCAUUAAGUCCCUAAUAUUCGUUCAGAGAAGUGACUCAGAUUUUCUUCGUGCGUAAACGUAACGAUGAAUAAUUAAGUACUUGUUUUUAUUUUAUACUAGCUUAAAAAACGGACAGAAAGAGGAUUAUAGAGUGGAGUCGUUUCGAACUUCGAAAUGACUCUACUAUGAAGGACAUUUUUUAAUAAUUUCACUUUCAGGAAGCAUUACUUUUGUAUGCGAUUUAUUAGCUACUGAGUUGAUGUUGAAGAUGUUGAAGGUACUUAUGAUCUCGUGAGUUGUAAACCUCAUGCUCGUCCUCUAAUAGCUGGGCGAUCGGACGUGCGUGUUUACGCUGGGGCGGAGCGACCUUUGCUCAGGCCAUGCAAAUACGUCCCAGAAGUGCACGGGGAAUCGGGUUUGGAUGGGUCGGACGUGCUCGAGCAGCUCGAAGUAGAAUUUUUUGGCUUUUUGAUUCUUUCUUGUAGUUUCAUUGAGAAAUUUGUUGUAUAAUUAUUCGUGUGAGACAAUCUCGUGCUUGAAAUAGUGUAAAAUGUUUUGGUCUACUUCGGUUUCAAUCAUCAUCGACUUACAAUUAUUCAUGCGAUGAUCAUGGCCUCGAAACUCUAGGCCUCAACGUAAUGUCCACGCCGACGAAGAACACUGACCUCUUUAGUAGUUAGUAUCCAUAUUUUUUUAGGUGGCUGAUCACGACGGCAAAAGUGAGCACGCAGUCGAAGCCAUGCGACGAGCAAUUAUGAGCACACCUGCCGGCACGUGUUGGUUGCUUUGCACGGGGCCUUUGACGAACGCCGCCUUGCUCUUUUCACUCUACGGCCGAGAGGUUUGUCCCCACCUUGCCGGGCUGGUUUUUAUGGGUGGCGCAGUGACUCUAGGGAAUAUGAAUUCGGCAGUCGAGUUCAACAUGGCUGCAGAUCCCGAAGCAGCACGAAUUAUAUGGCACAAUGACAAAAUAAACUGUAGUUUUACUACUUUCUACUGUAUCUUCAAUCUAUCAUGAAUAGCAAUGAAUCAAUAGCAUUGUAAUUGUAUAGGUCAGUUUCGAACAGUACUAGGGAGUUCUUGUAGAGAUCAUCAAUGAACAAUUGGAUCACAACUUAGCAGGGAGUGAUAAGAAUCGCACUUGUUGCACUUCUAAGAAAUGUUUUGGAGGUUUACGCUGACCGUCUCCGCGAAACAGUGAUGGUGCCUUUGGAUUUAACUUCAAGGGCCCUAGUCGGCGAAGAAUUUCUUGCGAAGAUGGCUGCUCGCGUGUCCCCAGAUACCUCCCGACUUUCCCGCACAUUGACCGACAUCUUGCGGCACACAGGCAAAGGGCAUGUGAACGUCCGUUCCUGCCCGAUAAACAACGUGGUUUAUUUAAGGCUUAUAGUAACUCAUCUUACGAAGCAUCUCUGGCCCCUUUUGUAAGGGAAAAACACGCCAAAAAUGCUUUUCAAGGUGAAUAUUAUAAGUGAGGUCUAAUAUAUGGACAGAACUAUCCGGUACAUGAUCCGUGCGCGUUGUUCUAUAUUUGGUCGCCAAACUCGUUUCGCGUGGAAAAGCAUCGCGUCGAGAUCGAGACAGGAUCGAGCCUGUGCAGCGGGCAAACAGUGGUAGAUCUUGACGGCGCAUGGGGAAAGCCUGCGAACGUGAAGGUGGCGAUGACGAUGGAUCUCGACGCUUUCUUCGAAAAUGUAAUAGAAUCCGUCGUAAUCUGUGCAAAAGCAGGCGAUGCUGCUUAGCCUGCUGCUUUAAGUUAGGAAACGAGGCGAGCGGCCGCUGAGUCGUGGUCCCAUUCCCCUGCCUCAGAGGAAACUCUCAAACUACACGACUCGGCGACUACAGAUCACCUCAGAUUACUAUGUUGUGUGCAGAGUUUUUUUUACUAAAUAACAAGAAUUACUAGAAAAUUUGUGCAGAACGAAGUUGUCAUUAACAUCAAGGUGAGUCUUCCCCUUAACAAAAACAGGAAUGACAUGAAGCAAAGUUUGACUAUGACAUAGAUCAUACACAACCAGAGAGCUGAGCACUCUUCGGAGGCGUUGCACAGGGCUCCGGCCUGCGUUCGCAGGUGAGACCUAUGGGGCUGACAGGACGACGAUAGCGCCGGUGCUUAAUUAGUUUAUAGGAGUAUACUGGUUGAUAGUUGCCCUUUUCUCUUUUCUAUCUUCCUCUGGUCUUUCUUUUUUCUAGUUAGGUCGGCUCCGCCACUAUUAUGGCAUAGGACGCCUCUAUCUAGAAAUCUGACUCGUCGGUCAGUCUUCAGUGACCGAAGACGCAGAGUUCUGGAUAGAUGCCUAGCGUUUUCGACUCACUUAAUUCUGAUCGAUUCAUAUGUAUAGAAAACACCUAAAGUCCAUCUUAGCGAAGACCUUCACUUUGAUACGUAGCUGCUGAGCGUGUGGUUGAGUUUAUUUGUCAUAGACAUGAUAAUUGUUGAUUGUCUCCUCCAUUUUUUUUAUCAUUAACGAGCAUAUACGUAUAAGUAAUUCAUACCCUGAGCGCGUAUUUGAAAACAUAUGAUAAUGGUCAAAAGCCGAAUAAUCAAUAAGCUCAUCCUAAUAUAAUAAGGCUUCUUUAGUUGUUUUUUCGCUUCGUUCUCAGUCGAGGCGUACUGCAAAUCUAGGCCGCUGGUUUUUACCUCUUCGUCAGGCGUAAGCUUGGGUUCAGCGACGCGCAAAGCACAUGAAGAAUCUGGCCGGUUAUUAUAAUUUUUUCUCGUCUUAGGGUACAACUCCCUCGCACCAACUAAUUAUUAGCGAUCAUGUACAUACUUGUUGGAUGACAAAUCACAGUCGGAUACGGAUUUGAGGGGUCCUCGCUUCGCAACUUCAGUGACGAAUUUCACUUCAGUGACGGGUACAAGACGCAGAUAGAAGUAGUCGUCGUAAUUGAGUAGUCUCAAACUCAAACUCAGUCGCAGAAUAUCGCUUCUCAACUCUUCCGGGAACAAGAGGAGGUCGUGUACUGUAAAUGAAUUGUGUAUAAAUGAUUUGAUACUCAUCUUUGGAGAUGUUCUUGAAAAAUCUGUAAUGUAUAGGUUUCUGUUGUAAUCCUGUCCUAUCCUAAUGUAUAGCUAUCUGUUGGAAUGUCAUGUUUUUUCCUUGGUUCGUAGCGCUCUCUUAAACGAUGACUCCAUGUACAAAAUGCACAUGAUGUUGCUGCCUAUACCAAGCAACUUCAUCGUACUUGUUUUAGUAAUUGCUUAUCCAUAUCAUAAAACUUCAUGGGAUGCCGUAAAACCUGCGCGUCUGAUGUGCAGAGCUGCGGUGGGAGCUUUUGUGAUAUCUGAAAUCAAAUGCAUCUUCCCGACUCUCGUAUGAAUGAAUGAAGAUCGCCAAAGCACGCCAGACUUCUCUGCGCCCAUCACAGCUGGUGCGUUGCCCCUUUGGCCACAGGCAUUAAAGUGGAAGUUCCCGAAAUCGGGCAUUGAGUCCCUGCAACCUGAU